Coniophora puteana RWD-64-598 SS2 is the source of this 1687-nucleotide messenger RNA. RefSeq lists its product as uncharacterized. The record is from RefSeq and is a predicted model, not a curated record. Bases 19 to 1605 code for a protein of 528 amino acids. The transcript is spliced from 3 exons. Lineage: Eukaryota; Fungi; Basidiomycota; Agaricomycetes; Boletales; Coniophoraceae.
GGUCAAACCAACAGAGGCAUGCACAGGGCUCUUCAAACCCCUGAAAUUACACUACUCAUCGCAGAUCAAGUCAGCGAGUUUGUGCGUAGCAAGAAGUACGACGAUGUUCCUACAGCUGCUGUCAAAGCGGACCUUCUGCAUUUCGCUCUCGCCUGCCAGAUAUUUCGAGAUCCAGCGUUGAACUUGCUGUGGUGUGUGUUGGAAACUGUCCGCCCGCUACUACGAUGUCUCCCAGCCGAUUUGUGGGAAGACAAUGAUGGAGUGUUUACUCUACGUAAUCAUCGCAACCUGCAGGAAGAGGACUUCGCUCUCUUUCGCGAAUACGGGAGAAAAGUGCGGGCGAUCAGAGGUGACUGGGAGGACGGCAUGUUCCCAAACGUCGACCGCGAUUCUCUACGCACAAUCAACGAUCGUCCAUGGUCUCGCACGCUGUUGCCUAACCUCAAGUGUCUCUCCACCGAGAUCACACACGAAAUGCAGCUCCCAGAGAUCAAAAUGCUCAUGGUGCCCAGUCUGAUGGAGAUCCAUCUCAUGCAAGGGGACUACUGGCCCGAGGGCAAACUCGCGAUUGUGUCCGCUCUGCCACAAUACUGCCCUAACUUGGCAGAAUUGUCUAUCUCAUAUUAUCCGGAGGAACAGCUGUACGAGUUCUCCCAGGCCAUACGCGGUUUGAAUCAUCUGGAGGAGCUCUGGACAGACUUCGUACCGGAUCUAUCCGCAAUUCAACAUCUCGCUAAUUUACCAUCUUUCAAGUCUCUGCAUGUCUUAUUCGUGGAUAGAGACCAUACUCGGCCCGCUACGAAGCCUGUCGUGUUCAUGGAUACACUCGAGGCUAUGCACAUUUCCACAUCUCCGAACCUAAUGGGUACCCGCGCGUUUAUGAGCGGCCUUGUCACUCCAGUUAAAACACUCGACAUCGCUCUGCCAGGUCUAGAGUGCAGCCUUGAAGAAGUGGAUUUGCUCGUGUCCCUCUUCCCCUCCCAUCUCUCAAAGCUUCGCCUGGAGACCCUGCUCGUCCAAUCCGAGGGCUUCAUGGAGCCGCCAUUGACGUACGAGACCCCCAUGACCACUCUCCGUCCCGUGCUGCAGUUCCGUAACCUACGGGUGUUGGUGUGGGCCAUAUCGCAGAUGCCGACGAUGACGGACGACGACAUGGAGAUGCUCGGCGAAUCCCUCCCCAGGCUCGAGGUGCUGCGCCUCGGCGACGGCCGCAAGGCGAACGUGCCGCCGCGCGUGACGUUGGACGGCGUCGCGCGCCUGCUGCGGCACUGCCCUGCGCUGUUCGAGCUUGCGCUCUCGGUGGACGCGUCGAACGUGCCCGCGACGAUCCCUGCGUUCGUGUCGGAUGGAGGGGGGAUCCAGAACACGAACGUUGUCACGCUCAGCGUGGGCGACUCGCCGAUCGUGAACCCGUGGCCGGUCGCGCAUUACUUGUGGACGAUUCUCCCUUCGAUUGAAGAGGUCAAGGCGUCGCCGAGUGACUGGAGGGAGGACGGGUGGAAGGAGAUUUGGGGGCGGGUGCCGGGGUGCAUGGAUUGGAUCGGAGAUAAUUGGGAGACGGUCAAAACAACAGGGCUUCCAGCAUUUGACCAUAUCUCUGGUUGAAGGCGACUGAUACCGGCUGUUCAUAUAGAAGUUACUUGCAUUGUGCGUCGGACCAUGUAAAUUUCUUAUUCAUCUCAUCUCU